This is a messenger RNA of Gossypium raimondii (Peruvian cotton), 1021 nucleotides long. RefSeq lists its product as uncharacterized. The record is from RefSeq and is a predicted model, not a curated record. NCBI's taxonomy places the organism in Eukaryota, Viridiplantae, Streptophyta, Magnoliopsida, Malvales, Malvaceae. The coding region runs from base 290 to 766 and encodes 158 amino acids. The transcript is spliced from 2 exons.
UCCUUACUGAUAACUAAAUACAUAAUGAUAGUUUAACCUUACGAAUUCUUCUGGAUGUGUUUAUAAAUCACGUUUCUGCGCAUCGUCUCCGGUGCUGGAGCUUGCUGUCCACUACGAACCGGACCCCUACCUUACCUUUAUCUCUUGCCCUCUUUCCCCUCUUUCCAAACCCUACACAUCCAAUUUUGAUUUCAUCCUCUCUCUCUCUCUCUUUUUUUUUUUUUUCUUAAUCUCGAUUUGCUCCGCUGAGCUCAUCUAAUCGGUGAUCGAAUACAAUUGAUCUUUAAUUAUGCGAUUCUUUAGAAGAAUAGCGGGGCUGCUGGGCCUUGCCAGAGACGAUGGCCAGGAAGUGAAAGACCAAGAAAAUGACCCUCAAAACAAUUCCCAAACACCCAACAACCCUCCCGUUUUCCAAGAAACUGGGCUUCCUCGUAGGGGCUUUAGCGUCCCUGUUCAGGUCGCUGCCGUUCGUCCCCAUCCUGCUCCUCUCCUCCUCCCCUGCACUUCCUCUGACGGCGGCGUCCAGGGUCUGAAAUGGUAUGCAAAGCGUCUUAGGAUAGAUGAAGAUGGAGACGUAGCGGAUGAGUUCUUGGAUGAAGUUUUGCCACAAACAUCAGGGUCAGCUAAUGCAGAAAAUGAGAAGGCAUUCCCCAAGUUCCAAGUGAAGUAUAAUACGAGAGCAGCCAAUGUGAAGACCCAAGUCAUGUCACAUGAUGGUAAAAUCCAGCAGUGUGUAGAGUACCAAGGAAGAUUACAGUGGAUAUGAUUGUUGGUUUAUUUUUCUUUGUCAAGUCUUGCAUCAAAUGCGUGCGUAGUACCAAUCAACUUCUUUUGAUUAUAUUUUUUCCCUUUGGUUCUCAACUUCUGUACUAAUGGUAAUAAGCUUCAUUUCACUGUAUAAGUAUCAUGUACGUAAGGUGGUUUCUAAAGAGGAUAUUGGCUAGAAACACUAGAUGAAGGCAUUUGUAUAAGUGGUUUGUUGAAUGAUCUAAUAUAUUAUAUAUAUAUUCUCAUUUAAUUA